AUGGCAUUUCGCCGCCGUUCAACUUCCACUGUAUCCUAUGUUGUCUGCAUAGGGAUGCCUCAAUGGCCCAGCAAAUCGACUAGUUACUGGAACGAGGGGAGGCAGUCCAGGGAGGCAGUCCAGGGAGGCAAAGUUGUGGAAUGUGACGUUGAAGCUGGCCCGGAAGUUCACUCCAGAGGCUUAGGCUUAGGAUCCAAGAUCUUCAUCUUCCAGGGCUCUGAUUCAAGUCUGUGUUGCCUUUCACGAAUGGGAACCCUUGUCGGUGAGCGGAUGGGGGUUAUUCCCGCGGAGUGGCGGAGAGACCAUUCCAUGCUUCCGGUAGCAAUGAUAGAAGACGGCGAUUCCACAGGAUAG
Molecule: messenger RNA, 354 nt
Organism: Histoplasma capsulatum G186AR
Lineage: Eukaryota; Fungi; Ascomycota; Eurotiomycetes; Onygenales; Ajellomycetaceae
Exons: 3
Coding region: 1-354 (117 amino acids)
Source: RefSeq, a predicted model, not a curated record